GGAGGUGAACAGCGGUAGCGCUCUGUGUCAUACCUUGCAUUAUUUCUCAGGGACGUAGCGGACUGUGGAGGUAUCGCCUGUGGACACAUGGAGCUGAGGGAAGCCGGGCUUCGGCGGCAGGCGGUGAAGAGACAUCUACAUAAACAUAAUUUAAAACACCGUUAUGAGUUUCUGGAGACGCUGGGGAAGGGAACGUACGGCACUGUGAAGAGAGCUCGGGACAAGCAAGGGAAAGAGGUGGCCAUUAAGUCAAUCCGCAAAGAUCGUAUAAAAGAUGAGCAGGAUAUGCUGCACAUCCGGAGAGAGACUGAGAUAAUGAGCUCGCUCUGCCAUCCUCAUAUUAUAUCGAUAUAUGAAGUGUUUGAGAACAGCAGCAAGAUAGUGAUCGUUAUGGAGUAUGCAAGCCAAGGUGACUUGUAUGAUUACAUCAGUGAACGCCAAAGACUCGGUGACCAAGAGGCACGGCGAUUCUUUCGGCAGAUUGUAUCUGCUGUACAGUAUUGUCAUGCGAAUGGGAUUGUGCACCGGGAUCUAAAGCUUGAGAAUAUACUUUUGGAUGAAAAUAAAAAUGUGAAGAUUGCGGAUUUUGGACUUUCUAACCUCUAUCAUUCAGAUCGAUUUCUGCAGACAUAUUGUGGCAGUCCCCUUUAUGCAUCUCCUGAAAUUGUCAAUGGCAGACCUUAUAUAGGACCUGAGGUGGAUAGCUGGUCGUUGGGAGUUCUUCUCUACAUUUUGGUUCAUGGCUGUAUGCCCUUUGAUGGGCAAGAUUACAAGAAACUGGUAGCUCAAAUCACCUGUGGCGCUUACAAGGAGCCAAGUGGCCCAUCUGAUGCAUGUGGCUUGAUUCGUUGGCUCCUGAUGGUGAACCCAGAGCGCAGAGCCACACUAUCGGAUGUUGCCUCUCAUUGGUGGGUGAACUGGGGGUACCAACAACCGUUAAGUGAAUCGGAGCAAACAAAAGAAUCUGAUUCACCCUUUUCUAUUGUUGGUGGAUGGUUUAGAAGAUCUUCUCGUCCGUUGUGGGAUAAUGGCUCUAAAAUGCGUUCUUUCUUACGCCAGCAUCUUCCAGGGACAGCUUUAACUCGUCAGCGCUCACUCAAGCGCUCUAAGAGGGAAAAUAUGAGCCAAAUAAUAUCGACACAGACUCCCCAGGACAAAAUCUCCUCUGUGCCACCAGCUCCCAAGAAAGGUAUCUUAAAGAAGCCUCCACAACGUGAAUCUGGUUACUAUUCUUCUCCAGAGCAUACUGAGGGAGAAGUUAUGAAUGAAGAAAAUGAUGCAUCCUGUUCUAUUUUUUCCACUGAGGCAACUAUUCUUCCAGUAGUCAGUACAUGCACAGAAGAACCACAAGAACCAGUCAUCAGAAAAGGUAUUCUCAAGCGAAAUGGCAAGUUCUCUUCGGCUGGAGCAGCCCCUGAGUUGUCUUUUGAUGCUGCUGACUGGUCUUUAAAAAAUGAAAAUUUACCUAUAUGUAUGCUUACUCAUGAGAAAGUAUCAUCUUCUAUCAGCCAAGAGAGUAUCCUUUCCACCGAGUCCUUUGAGUUGUUGGAUUUUCCAACCAGAUACAGAGAGCGUCCAAGACGAAAAUUGCGAUCCAUGAGAGCUAGUCUCUCUGCUGAAGAUCUUUUAAACCUAAAUUCAGAGGAUGACUUUGGAUCCGAUGGACCCACACUCUGGAAUAUGGCUAGCUAUCAGGCACGUGUAUCAGAAAGCUGCCUAUCCUUGGGUGUGUCAGAAGAAGAGGCAAUGCAGGUUUACAGGACUGCGGUGCUUAUUGGACGAGAAUCAAGCUGAAACCAAUUUUUAUUUAUUCAAAACCGUGAUUGCUUACUGUCACUGGUGAGUUACAGGUUGUCAAAGUAUGUGACCUUGAUGUUGCCUCCUUUAAAAGCACAAAAGGAGCUCAUUAUGGCAUCCUGAAAUUGGAAGUCUGCUGAUUUUAAAAAGUUUGACAAAAUUGUACUGAACAGAAAAAGUACUUGUGAUGAACUGGUGUUUUUUCUUUGCUAUGAAUUUUUUUUUCCUCCCCAAAGAAAUGGCUAACUGGGUUUUAAGAGACUGCAUAUUUCAGGUUCAUAUUGGUGCCAGCUGCUGCCUUUUUAAACUUGUGUCUAAACAAGGUGUGAGUGUACGCCGCCGCCGCCUUUUUUUUUUUCAUGUACUCCCACUCUGUUAAUAAUGAUUGACUGUGAAUGCUGAAUUUAUUUUGCUACCCCUCCCUUUAUGAAUGUAAGGGCAGCAUGUAAAUCCCCCAUUUUACAUCCUGCUAGAAGAAAACAAAAAGGGAUUUUAUGCAGCGAUUUAAUUACAUCGAGCAUAAGUGUUUGGCACUAAACCUAAAGAAAUGUGAAAAUGUGGUUACUCGGUGAUGGCUCCUUUCAGCACUGAUUAAUUUUUAUUUGCACAGAUCCUGGCUUGUACUCAAAUGCAAGUGUGUGUGUGUGUGUGUGUGUGUGUGUGUGUGUGUG
Rana temporaria (common frog) is the source of this 2468-nucleotide messenger RNA. It is a transcript of the gene NUAK2, whose product is annotated as NUAK family kinase 2. NCBI's taxonomy places the organism in Eukaryota, Metazoa, Chordata, Amphibia, Anura, Ranidae. The transcript is spliced from 7 exons. Gene Ontology annotation, molecular function: protein serine/threonine kinase activity; tau-protein kinase activity; ATP binding. Gene Ontology annotation, cellular component: cytoplasm. Bases 88 to 1794 code for a protein of 568 amino acids. Gene Ontology annotation, biological process: microtubule cytoskeleton organization; intracellular signal transduction; protein phosphorylation. The record is from RefSeq and is a predicted model, not a curated record.